Molecule: messenger RNA, 1017 nt
Organism: Prorocentrum cordatum
Lineage: Eukaryota; Dinophyceae; Prorocentrales; Prorocentraceae
Source: the annotation of a GenBank genome assembly
GCUUCGAUCACCAACCCGAGGGACCCAGCUGGGUCGAUGAGCUCUAGAAAGCCAGGAGUCAUGAAGGCGAAGAAAGGAACCCCCAUGCGAGCCCGAGCUCGGUCCCUCGGUGCAAUAGUGGAGUCGGACAGCGAGAUGGAGAGCGACCACUCAUGGGAGAAACUGCCCGAGGUUCGGGAGAUGCUCGCUCAGGAGGCCAUGUCCGAGCAAGAGAUCAUGGACUUUCUGGAGGGCAAGAUGAAGCUCCCUGCCGUACAUCAACGGUGGCGCCACCUGGUGCUGAAGGUCAUGAGUAUCGAGAUGGUCACCCGCGCCAUGCAGCAGGUGGCUCGGCGGAUGCCGUCGAGCUUCACGGAGUCCUUCCAGAAGUCGGAGUGUCCUCACCCGCCCUGGGCGGUGAGGCACGGCUCCAAUGCGACCAGCGUCUACGCCCACUGCACGCAGUGCUCGGAUCGUCUUUUCUUGCGGAACAAGACGGCUCACAAGAUCUUCGAGGCCCAGAAGAAGAGGGAGGAUCGCGAGUCGGCCAAGCGAGACCGUCAGGGGCAGAAGGAGCUCGCCAAGAAGAUGAUGGAGAACUACCGGAAUGCUCCGAAGGGAGGCAAGGCGGCUUCGAUAUCGGCCUCUCCAGUUCCGCCCGUCCCUCACAAUCUCUACGUGCUCGAGGAGGAGGGCUACGUCAAGUACAAGAGUCCGCCUCCGAGCUCACCCGCGGAGACAUCGGAGAGCAAGGAGCUCAAGAAGGCCCCUCCAGGAUCAUGCAGACGGACGGCUCUCUCGGACAUGAAGUACGUGGUGGACUCCCAGAAGACCCAGAACGAGCAUAUGUGGAAGACGGUACAGGACUUCAUCCAGCAGGGCAUCAACCUGAACCACGACCUGGUCCAGCAGGGCACCAACAUGACUCACGAUGUCCAGCAGAGGUCGUCGCAGACCAGCCUCAGCGAGACCGACACGCAGCGAUUGGCGGCGGUGAUCGCGACCGGCACGAAGGCAUCAGCCGCCAGCUCGAGCUGA